Molecule: messenger RNA, 771 nt
Organism: Orycteropus afer afer
Lineage: Eukaryota; Metazoa; Chordata; Mammalia; Tubulidentata; Orycteropodidae
Product: gametogenetin-binding protein 1-like
Exons: 4
Coding region: 1-771 (256 amino acids)
Source: RefSeq, a predicted model, not a curated record
AUGGACGCCCCAGCUCCAACCCACCGAUCCCAAACUUUGGACCACUCCUCCAUGUUCCACUUUCUCCAUAGACUGGUGGGGACCAAGAGUGGCUCAAAACGCUCUGACAAGGGACUGGCAGGUGAUGAGGCCUGUCCCUCACAAGAGCAGGAUGCUGACCCCCUUAUGAUGGGCCACAAGGGCCAAGUAGAAAGGAAGGAGCUCGGGCCACCCUCUAUGCUGGCUGGUGCCCUCGAAGUGGCCAUUCCUGAGGGCUCCCCACACCUGCCAGUGCACAAUCCCUCACACCAGAAGAUGGGAGAUGCCUGGGUCCAGACCCUCAACCCCACAGAGAUCCUACAGGUGACGGCCCAGGGCAAAGAGGUGGAGUCAGUCCUGCCCAGAGGAAGCAAGGGGGUACUGAGCAAUCUGUCUGAGAAGGAGAAGGAGGAGGAAGAAGAGGAGAAGAAGGAGGCAACAAGGGACCAGGUUGCCCAGUCCCAGGAGGUGAAGCAAGAACACUGGCAGAGGGCCGUGGGGCCACGAGAGGUCAGUUCCAAGACCUACACCAGGAAGCAGGAGAAGGAGAGUCUGCUCAACGGGUUUGUGGAGUCAGAGUUAAAGAAGCUUCUGGCAGUGCAGCGGGAGUCUCGCCUGUGGAAGAUGGGUGACAAGGGGGGCCGGAAGCUGCUGACCCAGCCAGAGGUCACCCUGGAGGAGGCGGGCAUUGUGGAUGGCCAGCACCUGCUGCUUGAGGAGAUGGACGAGAUGGGGAACUGGCCUCCAGAGUGA